CAUCACAAGCCCCGCCCCCUGCUGUCAUGAGCUGAAACAUACGGAAGUAGCUCAGAACUUGUCAACAAGAAAGGCCGACUGACAUGGCAAAGUCUUCCUGAACAAAACCUCCUAAAAUGGCGCUUCUCUGACGUUUUUUUUUUUUUUUUUACCCUAAAUCUUCAGUUAUUUUUUCUUUCCAGUGUAAUUUUAAAUAUUUUACUGGAGCAACGUUGCCACAAUGACAGUCAGUUGCAACCUUUGUGCCCUCCUCAUUUUCUCCAUAAUAGCAUGCAGCCGUUUUACGCCUGCCCUCAGCUCUGCCCGCUGUGGGCAUUCCCUGCAGGUCUUAGACAGUAAAGUGGGAGAGAUCAGGAGUUCUGCUUACCACAGCUAUUCCUACCACUUUGGCCCAACCAAUGACUGCUGGAUCAUUAAGGGUUUGGAAGGAGAACCAAUCAUCCUCAGCUUCUCCCAGUUUUCGGCACGGUGUAGAAAGGAAUGGGUGUCUAUAAAAUCAUCAGCUGGCGGUGAGCCGGUUGUCCUUUGUGGGUCCAAGCUGCCUCAGCCUUUGGAAUUUCCAGGGGGAAACAUUACAGUGAUGCACCACUUCCUCCCACAUCUGUACCCCGUGUCAUCAUUUCUGUUGAGCUACGCCAGAGACACGGAUGACUGCCCAGAGACGUCUUUUGAAUGCCUUGGAGGUCGGUGCCUCCCGCUCUCCUGGCGCUGUAACGGCCAGGUGGAAUGUCUCGGUGAAGGGGAUCAUUUCGGCACAGACGAACAGGACUGUGAUGCAGAAUUGGACAAUGAAAGACCCCCAAAGUAUGACAACACGGAGGAAGAGGAUGCUAAAACUGAGGCCUAUACAGAGAGGAACCAGGAUAGCGACUCAGAGAGACGUCAGGUCGGCUCAGCUGAGCAGUACUCUGAUCUGUGGCCGCUGGAGAAGGAGCACGCCCAGCUGGAUCGAAAGCAGUCUCAGGCUCACAAGGAGAUUGUAGUGACUCCCACUCCCAUUGAGUGGCCUUGUGGAGGGCUUCUCCAGACCUUUUAUGGGACCUUCUCCCCUCCAACAUCUCCAGGUUCCCUUUUCUGUGUCUGGACUCUGGACCCUCAGGACUCCAGGCCGCUGAGGCUGGACCUCCGGCAGCUGGUUCUGGGCUCUGGGGAUAAACUCACUGUUUCCAACAGAGAGCAAGGCAAAGGAGACAUUAUUAAAAUUAUCACCACCUCCUCGAAUUACAAAUCGGUCCAAGUUGAAUCCCAUACCGGCCUGCUGUCGUUGACGUAUGAGAAAAUUUCUGACUCAGUGGGGAUUGGGUUUAAUGCCACGUUCCGUGUCGGGAGCUACUGCCCUCCGUGGGAAGGUCGGUGUGGAGGAGCAGCAGGAGGUUGCUUCACCCAGGAGCAGCGCUGCGAUGGGAAAUGGGACUGUCCUGAGACAGGGAGGGACGAGGCGGGCUGCGGGGGAUGCCGUCCGAACCAGUUUCCCUGCGGACAGAGAGGGAUGGGACCCGGCAUCCGCAGACCGGUGUGUUACCCAAUGUCUGAGAGAUGCAACUACCAGCUGAACUGUUCUGACGGCAGCGACGAGAGGGACUGCACUGUGUGUCAGCCGGGGACCUUUCAUUGUGACAGCGACAGGUGUGUGUUUGAGAGCUGGCGCUGUGACGGUCAGGUGGACUGCAAAGACGGCAGAGACGAGCUCAACUGCCCCGUCAUCCUGCCCCGCAAGGUCAUCACCGCGGCAACGGUGGGGAGCCUGGUGUGUGGACUGCUGCUGGUCAUCGCCAUGGGCUGCACAUGUAAACUCUACUCUCUCAGGACCAGGGAGUACAGCAUGUUUGCUCCAAUCAGCCGCCAGGAAGCAGAGUUGAUCCAGCAGCAGGCUCCUCCCUCCUACGGUCAGCUGAUUGCCCGGGGCAUCAUCCCCCCAGUGGAGGACUUCCCCACAGAAAACCCCAAUGAGACUUCUUCUCUUUCUCUGAGGGGAAUCCUCCAGCUCCUCCGUCAGGAUGCUGUCAACUCGCCACACCGCAGACGCAGGCCCCGAUUCGUCCGCCGGGCUGUUCGCCGCAUGAGGAGGUGGGGUCUAAUCCCCAGGCCUCCCUCCAGGCCAACUCAGGCGUCAAGCUCCAGCCAGCAGCAGUCGGACGCUGCUCCGCCUGCUCAGGAACCGGCUCACUCCGCCCCCACCAGCUCCUCACUGGCUGUGGAGGCCGUCAACCAGCCGGUGCCUCAGAAACUCGGUUUGUUGGCUCAGUCGGAGCAGCAGCAGCAGCAGCAGCAGGAAGCACCGGCUCUGUCACUGCCCCCACCACCUGUCGCCUCCCCACCUCCCCCGUACGCUCCCCCAGCUCCAACCUUGGCCUCACCCCACACUCCCCCCGUCGCCGUCCCAAGUAGCCCCUCUCUGGCCUCCAUCUUCCACACCCUGGGCCUGAGUAUCUCCCUCUUCAGAGCCUCGCCCUCUUCCUCCACCAACUCCAUGCCCCUCUCUGCCUCUCCUUCCUUCUCCUCGUCUUCCUCAGAUGACGAGGUGCUGCUUAUCCCGCUGUCUGAAGACGCCACUUCAGAGGACGACGUGCCCAUGCUCACCUGAACGACCUCCUCCUCCCCCUCUCCCCACCCACCCGUUGCUUUCCCUCCCCGCUACUUCUUCCUCCUCUGAUGAUAACUGACACCCAGUCUUUCCACAUUUGUUUGAACUUAAGCACAGGAGUGGCCCACAGUAAGACUUAUCCUCUCUGUGCACGUCUGGUGCCUUUUGAAAUUGCUUUGAGUUGGAUUUAUUGACAGAUGGAAUCAAGUAUUUUGACCAUUUAAAAACAAACGAACAAAAAAAGACCUCCUUUAGAAAAUGUAGACGAAAGGCAUGGCUGACGUAUGUCGGAGACGAAGUGCAGGUGAGUAUUGGUUGUACACUUAAUUAAUGCUGGACUGCACAUAGAAGGUAAACUUUUGCACAGAAGAAUCUUCCCUAUCCAGAUACUGAGGCAGGCUACUGUCUGAUUGAAUGAUCAGAGUUCUUAUGAUGGAAAUUGUUGUGUUUGUAUGACUGCAACUGUGUGAGUGCAAUUGCGUUUUCGUCUUACAUAGACAGUGGAGUAUGAUUGUAGAUGUGGAUUAUUGUCUCCACAUACUUCUGCCACUCGCAUCCAGUCUCGUCUCAGAGAAAAUUACUGACAACAACCGUUUCCCCUAUUUAAGUGCCUUUUUAAGGAGAUUGAGAUAAUUCCUGGAUUACACGCUGCACACAGAAACACACAGAGGCUCAUGUUUUCCUCACAUCACAGCACGCAUCGACACAUCAGUGGCUUUAUGACACCACGAAGGAAGUGCAUGUCCACACUGCAAGCUGGCAAUAAUGACUUUUUGGGGCCCCUGUUUUAGUGCACAUCGAUCGCAGCAUAACUGCGUGUUUAAAUGCGCACUUCCCAACAGGAUGAAUGUAAUCUACAAAAUGCAAACGUGUCAAAAGACAAUCUCUCCGGUGCCUGAUUUCAUGAUGUGAGUGUGAGUGUGUGUGUGUGUGUGUGGUGUGCACAGAAAGACGAGGCGCCCUGGUGGUGAUAGCGGGCCCCAAAUUCACAAAAUAAACCUCAUCUCCUGACGGGACUCGAUCGCAUUCUGUCACGUUUUGACACAACAGACUUGUGGUGUGCCAUUUGUAUUAUUAUUAUUGUACGUUUUAUGGUGUCUUUGUUUCUGCAAGUUGCAUAUCUUUUUGUUUUUUUCCCUCUUAAGUUGUUCUUUUUUUUGCUUUGUUGAAUGUAUUAGGGUCGAUGUGGAGUAGCCAGAAGUUUUAAAUUUACAAAGUUAUGAGGUAAAUAAGAGAGAAAGUGAUUUUAUGGUUUUAUUAGGGUCAACUUCACUGUAUAUAAGUAAAGAUGGGGCUGAGAUUAAACGAUUUGCACUUUUA
Molecule: messenger RNA, 3904 nt
Organism: Acanthochromis polyacanthus (spiny chromis)
Lineage: Eukaryota; Metazoa; Chordata; Actinopteri; Pomacentridae
Gene: lrp10
Product: low density lipoprotein receptor-related protein 10
Exons: 10
Coding region: 221-2584 (787 amino acids)
Cellular component (GO): plasma membrane
Molecular function (GO): protein binding
Source: RefSeq, a predicted model, not a curated record